Molecule: messenger RNA, 591 nt
Organism: Triticum turgidum subsp. durum (durum wheat)
Lineage: Eukaryota; Viridiplantae; Streptophyta; Magnoliopsida; Poales; Poaceae
Source: the annotation of a GenBank genome assembly
AUGGCUGCUCCCUCCGCGGCCCUCUCCAUCUCCGGUGGGGCGCAUACCAGUGCAUUUGGAUGCAAGCCGAAGAAGCUGAUCUCAAACAGAAAUUUCUUGCAGCUAGCAGUUCCCUCAAAUUCCCAAAAUGCAAAUCUUUAUGGAAAGUUAACCGUCUGCAGAGCAGAAAGUGAAGAUUCUAAAGGCGGGGGAGGAUUCUUGACUGGAUUUCUCAUAGGGGGAGCAGUCUUUGGAACACUGGGUUAUGUCUUUGCUCCUCAGAUCAGCAAAACUUUAGAUACAUUGCUGAAUGACGACGGGCAAGAUGGUAAGCCUGACGAGCAAGGCGUCCAAAGUGUACCAAGGCCACGUAAUGCUCAAUACUAUGAUGAAGGUUUAGAGAAAACUCGUCAGACACUGGGUGACAAGAUUAGCCAACUGAACCUUGCGAUUGACAAAGCUGCCGCCCGAUUGAAGCGUGUCACUGGCAGUGUCGAAAAAGAGGCUGUUAAAGAUGAAACCGAAAUUGAAAUAUCAACACUGGAUGAUAAUGGAGUUUUGGAAGGAAACUCGAGUGAACAGGGUUUUGUGCAAGGAGAAAGUGCAACAUAA